Corvus hawaiiensis (hawaiian crow) is the source of this 2207-nucleotide messenger RNA. It is a transcript of the gene KCNIP3, whose product is annotated as potassium voltage-gated channel interacting protein 3. Gene Ontology annotation, biological process: negative regulation of transcription by RNA polymerase II; regulation of potassium ion transmembrane transport. Gene Ontology annotation, molecular function: DNA-binding transcription repressor activity, RNA polymerase II-specific; calcium ion binding; potassium channel regulator activity. Bases 1 to 2043 code for a protein of 680 amino acids. Gene Ontology annotation, cellular component: nucleus; voltage-gated potassium channel complex. The record is from RefSeq and is a predicted model, not a curated record. NCBI's taxonomy places the organism in Eukaryota, Metazoa, Chordata, Aves, Passeriformes, Corvidae. The transcript has 4 exons.
AUGUCCUGUGGGACACCCCGAGGGACACGGACAGCCUCGGGGCGACAGGGCCGAUGUCCCCGGAGACUUGGGGACAAGGCCAGCCCGGGAGAGACAUUCCUGCGGCCACGGGGGGAGGCGACACCCCUAGGGGCACAGGGACAGCCCCGGGGAGGACAGGGACAGCCCUCGGGGAGCAGGGCCGAUGUCCCCAGGACUGUGGGACACCGACAGAGGGGUGGGGACAGCUCUGGGGGAACAGGGACAGCCCCCCCGCCUUCCCUGCCUCAGUUUCCCCUCCCCUCGCUGCUUACUCAUCCCUAUCGAUCCCAUCGAUCCCACCGGGGGCGGGGGGGCAAAACAACCUUUUUUUCACCCAAUUUUGAGGCCCGCACUGGUUUGACCCCACCCCCCCCCCCCCCCGGCCGUGAACCCCGCACCCACGGGUGCUGCGGGGAGCGGGGGCAGCGGCCCUGUCCCCACCCCAGCCCUCUUUGGGAAACUGAAAAUAAAAUGUGGGGAAGCAGCGCCGGGGGGGCCGGGGGGUGGGCGCGUGCCAAGGGAGGAGGAGGAGGAGGGCAGGACAGCCGGACACGGGCGGAGGGCGCAGCACCCGCCCCGCGCUCCCGCAGCACCCCCGAUCCCCCCCGGGGCCAUGGGCAUCCAGGGCAUGGAGCUGUGCGCCGUGGCCGUGGUCAUCCUCCUCUUCAUCGCCGUCCUCAAGCAGUUCGGCAUCCUGGAGCCCAUCUCUGUAGAAGACAGCAGCGACGCCGAGGUGGAGCUCCCGAGCAUCCGGCACCAGCCCGAGGGGCUGGAGCAGCUGCUGGCUCGCACCAACUUCACCAAGACGGAGCUUCAAUCCCUCUACCGCGGCUUCAAGAACGUGAGUCUGGGGGUCCGUCGCCCCGACCCCCCCAAAUCCGCGGGUCCCCGCUUCCCUCGGGGUCACCGGCGCCGCUCCUCUCCCAGGAAUGUCCCAGCGGCCUCGUGGAUGAGGAAACCUUCACGCUCAUCUACUCGCGGUUCUUCCCUCAAGGCGGUGAGUCGGGGGGUCCCCAGAGCCGGCAGGAGGGUCUGGGGGGGCCCUCCGGGAAACUCCCGACCCCGGUGCGGGGGAGUCACCGCCGCCCUCCCCCCGCAGACGCCAGCUCCUACGCCCACUUCUUGUUCGACGCCUUCGACGCCGACCGCAACGGGGCUCUCUGCUUCCAGGAUUUCGCCAUGGGACUCUCGGUGCUGCUGCGGGGGACGGAGCAGCAGAAGCUGAAGUGGACGUUUGACCUCUACGACGUGAAUAAGGACGGCUACGUCACCAAGGAGGUGACCCUGGGGGACACUGGGAGACACUGGGGGGCUGGUGGGGUGGGGACACCCAGACAGAGACCUGGCAGCGCCCUGUGUCCCCCAGGACAUGCUGGAGAUCAUGAAAUCCAUCUAUGCCAUGAUGGGCCGCUGCACCGAGCCCGCCCUGGGGGCCAGCGCGCCGGCCCAGCACGUGGAGCUGUUCUUCCAGGUGAGACUGUCCCUACUGUCACCCCCGGGGCCACUCUGAGGCCAGGGGUGGCCCCGCUGAGCUCUGGCCACUCCCUUGCAGAAGAUGGACAGGAACAGGGACGGCGUGGUGACCUUCGAGGAGUUCCUGGCCACAUGCCAGGAGGACAAGGACAUCAUGAGCUCCAUGCAGAUCUUCCACAACGUGCUCUAGACCCCGGGCCCCCCGGAGUUUUUCUACUAUUUCAGACAAACAAGAAGUUCAAAGUCAGGAGAAAUCCAGCACGUGGCUCCCGGAGACGGGAUAGGACAAGGACAAGGACGACGUUGCCACCAGAGCCCCCCCGGCACGGUGCUCCCACCUGCCAGACGGACCCGUUUUGGGGGGCUGAGCCUCCCCUCCACAAGGACCCCCCACCCUUGGCAGUGCAGGGACCUGACACAGCACAAACCCGACCCCAGGGUGGGGACCCCCGGGACAUGGAGACUGCCUGGGACGUGAGGACCCUCAGAGAUGGGGACCCCCGGGAUGUGGGGGCUCUCUGGGUGGGGGUCUCCAUAUCGCACCCAUGAAAUGGAGCCCCCAAACACCAACCGAAAGCACACAGUCCUUCCUUCCCCCAACACUCAGGGGACCCCCCCAUGAAGCCACAGCUCCCCCUCCCCCAGGCGCGGGGAGAGGGGGGGAUUUUAUAAAUAAACCGAAUAGUGACGAAUUAGGGGUGAAAUUGAGUCAA